CCAAGGCCAUGCAGACGUCUCUGAUCUUCUACCUCUUUGUUCUCUUGCCUGUUACAGGAGUUUGCUUGAACUGUGAACGCUGCAGCAGCAGCAACAGUGACUCGUGCAUUGGGACGCCCUAUACCUGCCCACUAUCUGAAGAUGCCUGCCUUAUCUUCACCUCAGAGAACAUUGUUGGAAAUGACCGAUGGUUCUCCACCUUCAAAGGCUGCACCAAGAAAAAGUUCUGCCCUCCGACGCCCAUGGGCUUCACUUUCCCGAACCAGCGCAAACGGAGAGCUGCCAAGUGUUGCCACACAGAUCUCUGCAAUGCUGGAUCAGUGACACUGCCACGGCUAGGAGCCAGGCCAAAUGGCUUACAGUGUCCUGGAUGCUUCUCGCAGAAUCCAAGGUGCCGCCCCACAGAGACAUUAAACUGCCAUGGCUGGGAGCGCAAAUGUGUCUACUAUGAUGUGUCCGUACAACAGGGCAAUGAGAUAUACACUUAUGCCAAACGUGGCUGUGGGACCAAACACGCCUGUGUGAGUGGGCCGCGUACUCUCGGGAUACCUGGAUUGUACGUAGAAAUUUGGAAGGCCGCCACGUGCACUCCAGCUGUCAAAUACAUGCACUAACAAGUUGCUGGGCCCUCAGAACAUAUAUAAAUAAGUGUUGAAUCAUCUCUCCAGCUUCCUGGAAGAUACGGCGAGGUUAAAAAGAAAAGAAUCCAGGCAUCAUUCUUAGCAGGCAAUUCCCAUUUCCACUAAUCCUAUGCAAUUUUAUACUUGGAGUAUUUUUCUUUGCCAGUGAAUAAAAUCAUG
This is a messenger RNA of Lacerta agilis (Sand lizard), 800 nucleotides long. Its product is annotated as phospholipase A2 inhibitor and Ly6/PLAUR domain-containing protein-like. Lineage: Eukaryota; Metazoa; Chordata; Lepidosauria; Squamata; Lacertidae. The record is from RefSeq and is a predicted model, not a curated record. The transcript is spliced from 5 exons. Bases 9 to 614 code for a protein of 201 amino acids.